This is a messenger RNA of Blepharisma stoltei, 1758 nucleotides long. The record is from the annotation of a GenBank genome assembly. NCBI's taxonomy places the organism in Eukaryota, Ciliophora, Heterotrichea, Heterotrichida, Blepharismidae.
AUGUCUAACCACUAUGUAGACUGGCAUUACCGUUAUGAGCAGCUUUAUGACGAUUUCCUCCAGCUCCAGAAAGAGCACACAAAACUAAAGAAACUGUACGAGCAAGCAGUUGAAGGGAGUGUCCAAGAUAUCAAUCUUAUUAAUAGGCUAAGCGCUGAAAACGAAGAACUGAAGCUUAGACUGUCACACUAUCAGACUCCAGAGCCUAUGGUUGAAACCAUGACUCGGACUCCAAAGAAACCUUUGCAGUCCUCAGGGAAUUCUGAUUCAUAUAUCCUAUUUACUCCAAGUCAUUCUAACCUAAAUAUUUCUAACAAUUAUGAUACUGAUACUCUGCAUGAGAAAUUGUAUCAGAAUACAGAAAAAACCCUCCAAGCACUUCCUGAUAAUAGCAUCUCCUUUAUACAUAACCCAAAAAUAUUUAUAUCUUUCCUUAUUUUAGGUAUUCCAAGAGAAAGAUUAGGAAAAUCUGACAAACAUAAGCCAGAAAUUCUCUAUGAAUUUCCUAAAGAAAACUAUUCAAUAUCUGACGAAGUAAAGAGAAUGGUGCUAAACUGCUGUUUCCAUUCAGAAGAAGAGCCUCAGCCACUUAAUCUUACUGGCUCAGGCUCUGAUUUGAAUGCUUUAUUAUAUGGACAAGUUUAUCACAAGCGCGGAAACUCUUGUUUUACAUUUACCUUAAGAUCAGACCAGCCAAGAGACACUUUAACUGAUCUCCCGAAUUCCAAUAAAGACUUGUAUUAUGUGUUUUGCUUGAAAAUCGAUGAUUUGACUCCACAAGAAGAUGGGCAAGACGAAUGGAAAAACACCAAAAUUUACUGUUUUAUUACAUAUGUGCCAAUUUUUGAGCUCCAUUAUGAAGUUUUAUCGAAUUUACUGCUAUUAAAAAGACUAUUCAGGAUGGAGCAGCUAGUAAAUGAUGAUAAAAGUAUGCAUCUGAUAGGAGAAGAAAUUAUCACCCCAGGAGAAAUCAAGGUCUUAGAAAAUUAUGCAGAAGUAGAAAAUAUCGGGGCGAUGCUAAAUAUUGAAAUUGAUAUGGACAGGCUUGAUCCACUUAAAUAUAAAUGCCCAGACGAUCUAAGUGUUAUUGACGUCCCAUGGUUUUGUGCCCCAUUGUUUUCUAAGCUCAGCUUUAACGAUUUCUUUUGGAUUUUAUCUGCAGUUGCGCAAGAAAAAUCAGUUGUAUUUGUAUCAGGAAAUUUAGGGUUAUUAACAUCUUGUGUUUUGGCUUACCAGGUUUUAUUGAGACCAUUCAGAUGGCCAAAUCUGAUGAUACCAAUUCUUCCGAAAUGCUUAAUUGAUGUAUUAGAUGCCCCAGUCCCACUUAUAGCGGGUAUGACAAAGCCGCCAAAAGCACGUGGAGAUUUAAUAUGAGUUUAUUUAGAUGAAACAAACCCAUCUUCACGUAUACGGGGAAGGACGUCUAUUAUUCAAGAUGCAAAAAUACCUGAAGCUGUACAAUUAAAGCAGAGAAUAAAAAAUGUGUAUUUAGCUUUGAAUUCUAAUGAAAUUUGUUUUACUCCUUCAUUAGAGCAGAAAUUGGCGUGCAUAGAGAUUGCCGAAUGUAUAAAGGAUUAUUGGUUACAAAUCAUUGAUAUCACCAAAAUGUAUAAUUAUAAAGACAUGAAAAAGCUUGCUUGGCAAAUUAAUAAAAGAUUCCCAGAUGGAGACCACGAUUUUCUGAAAGCUAUGCUGCAAACUCAGCUGUUUAAUAAUUUAGAUGAAGAGGUUUUGCAUAGCACUUUCUGUAACGACUAG